CGCCCCCGACCGGCCCUGAGUCAGGCCCUACCCAGUGGGCUACUGGAAGUGCGGCGCGGCCGCCCGAUUUCGCCGGAACCCCGGCAAUCCCUGAUUUCCCGGCCGAGGUGCGCCGUUAGGAUCCGUCCUAAGGCUGGUCUGGCCUCAGAGGGGUGAAUCUGCAGCCCGCAGGGACAGUCGCGCUCCCUCCGCCGCACCUUGUCCUCGCCCCGCGCCCGGCCGGAGGAGGAGCAACGAGCAACGCGAGUCCCGGGCCCGCAGUGGUCGGCGGAAGUCCAGGUGUUUCCGGACCCUGGAGACACAGGCCCAGAGCCUGAGAGCCCUGAGAGAGGUGGGCUGAUUCACCAAGGCACACCCAGUCUCUGCAGGUGCCCAGGCUGAGAUGCUGCACCCCAAGAUGCAUUGCCCCAGGCUAGCCCUGGGCCUGGGAUUCUGCCUGCUGGUGGGCAUGGCCCUCUACUGUCUGUGGGUGUAUGUGGAGAGCUCGCUGCCAGUCUCCUACGUCCCCUAUUAUCUCCCCUGCCCAUCGAUCUUCAACAUGAAGCUGCAGUACAAGGGUGAGGAGCCGUUCCAGCCCGUGGCACAGUCACAGUACCCUCAGCCCAAGCUGCUGGAGCAAAAGCACACCAGGCUACUGACACUCACACCCUGGUUGGCGCCCAUCGUCUCUGAGGGAACCUUCGACCCUGAGCUUCUGCAUCACAUCUACCAGCCGCUGAACCUGACCAUCGGGCUCACAGUGUUUGCGGUGGGGAAGUACACCCAAUUCGUCCAGCGCUUCCUGGAGUCGGCCGAACGCUUCUUCAUGCAGGGUUACCGAGUGCGCUACUAUGUCUUCACCGAUGACCCCACGGUCCUUCCUCGGGUCCCGCUGGGCCCCGGCCGCCUCCUCAGCAUCGUCCCCAUCAAGAGGUACUCCCACUGGGAGGAGAUCUCCACACGCCGGAUGGAGACCAUCAGCCAGCACAUUGCAGAGAGUGCGCACCGGGAGGUGGACUACCUGUUCUGCGUCGAUGUGGACAUGGUAUUCCGGAACCCAUGGGGCCCGGAGACCUUAGGGGACCUGGUGGCUGCCAUUCACCCAGGCUACUUCGCUGUACCCCGCCAGCAGUUCCCCUACGAGCGCAGGCAUGUGUCCACUGCCUUUGUGGCUGACGGCGAGGGAGACUUCUAUUAUGGUGGGGCGGUCUUUGGGGGGCGGGUGGCCAGGGUGUACGAGUUUACCAGGGGCUGCCACAUGGGCAUCCUGGCGGACAAGGCCAAUGGCAUCAUGGCGGCCUGGCAGGAGGAGAGCCACCUGAACCGUCGCUUCAUCUCACACAAGCCCUCCAAAGUGCUGUCCCCCGAGUACCUCUGGGAUGACAGGAAGCCCCAGCCUCCCAGCCUGAAGCUGAUCCGCUUUUCUACACUGGACAAGGACACCAACUGGCUAAGGAGCUGACGGCAGAGUCCAGGCUGCUGUGGAUGGGGGGACCCCAAGCCCUGCACCCAGUUCGCCCCAGUGAGUACCCAGCCCCCCAGCCCCCAGUGCAGCCUACUUGCAACAGUGCCUCACUUCCCAAGCCUUAGCUGAGACCAGCCCUGUGUCGCCUGCCUCCCAGUCUGCCAGCAGAAUCCAGAGGGAAAAUGGGCGUGUAAAGACCUUUGCAAACUGUAAAGGGCCAUGCUCACACUAGAAGAAUGCAAAGAUCACACAGCACGUGGCCCCAGAAUGGUCGAAAGGGAGGAAGGGAGACUAGAGGUGGAAGGAGACAGGGCCCGCAGGCCUCACCCCACACACGUGCCUUGGGGGCGGGCUCUGGAGUCUCAGCCCCGCCCAGGGACUGAAGUCCCCACACCCCCCUCCUUUUGUCGCCUAUUGCCCUUAAGUUUGCACUUCCAGCACCCUGGUGUGAAAGGCAUCCUGGACCCCUUUUCUCAGGCUGCAGGAGUGCUGGGUCCUGGGAUGUCCCCCAGCCACACAGAGACAGUUUCUCACUCGGGACCCCAAGUGCGCCUUUGAAAUGGACCAGGUUGAGGCUUUCUGGCUUCAAGUCCAGCCUGCACUUGAGGUGGCCCACACUCCCUUGGCACCAGCCACCUUCUCUGUAAGAGGGUUAGGGCAGUUCUUAAUAAAGGUGGUGAGCGCUAGGCUCUGUUGCUUCA
Molecule: messenger RNA, 2145 nt
Organism: Vicugna pacos (alpaca)
Lineage: Eukaryota; Metazoa; Chordata; Mammalia; Artiodactyla; Camelidae
Gene: GBGT1
Product: globoside alpha-1,3-N-acetylgalactosaminyltransferase 1 (FORS blood group)
Biological process (GO): carbohydrate metabolic process
Cellular component (GO): Golgi apparatus; membrane; vesicle
Molecular function (GO): globoside alpha-N-acetylgalactosaminyltransferase activity
Source: RefSeq, a predicted model, not a curated record